AUGGCGGAUGGACCUAUCAUCGCCCCCACCGCCCCCACCGCCAGACCAAAGAGACCACGACCGCCAUCAGGACGCACCAACCUAGCCUCAUGCGUUGUCGCCACAAUCUUCUUAAUUUUCAUCAUCAUCGUCAUCCUCAUAGUCUACUACACAGUUUUCAAACCCCAAGACCCCAAGAUCGCCGUCAACGCCGUUCAGCUUCCAUCCUUCUCCGUCAUCAACGGCACCGUUAACUUCACCUUCGCACAAUACGCCUCCGUUAGAAACCCUAACCGAGCUGCUUUCUCUCACUACGACAGCUCUCUUCAAAUCCUCUAUUACGGUAGCCAGGUCGGGUUCAUGUUCAUCCCCGCCGGUCAGAUCGACGCCGGGAGAACACAGUACAUGGCCGCCACGUUUUCUGUCCAGUCUUUCCCGUUGUCGGCACCGCCGAAUAUGGGGCCCACACUCGCGAAUGGUGAUGGUGUAGGGUUUAACUUCGGGUUGAGAGUUCAACCGACGAUGGAGAUUGAGUCGAAGCUGGAAAUGGCAGGGCGUGUUAGGGUUUUGCAUUUCUUCAGUCACGAAGUGAAGGUUAGAACCGGUUGCAGAGUCGCCAUUGCCGUUAGUGACGGUUCUGUGUUAGGCUUUCAUUGCUAA
This is a messenger RNA of Lathyrus sativus (Indian pea), 639 nucleotides long. The record is from the annotation of a GenBank genome assembly. Lineage: Eukaryota; Viridiplantae; Streptophyta; Magnoliopsida; Fabales; Fabaceae.